This is a messenger RNA of Syngnathus acus (greater pipefish), 3502 nucleotides long. It is a transcript of the gene pcbp3, whose product is annotated as poly(rC) binding protein 3. Gene Ontology annotation, cellular component: cytoplasm; nucleus. Lineage: Eukaryota; Metazoa; Chordata; Actinopteri; Syngnathiformes; Syngnathidae. Gene Ontology annotation, molecular function: mRNA binding. Gene Ontology annotation, biological process: regulation of gene expression; regulation of RNA metabolic process. The record is from RefSeq and is a predicted model, not a curated record. The transcript is spliced from 14 exons. The coding region runs from base 224 to 1207 and encodes 327 amino acids.
CUCAUUCUCAGAUAACUAAUUGGAUGAAAUUUGCACCGGGAAAGCACACCAGAGAAUGUCAGCAUGAGCUGGUAAUCGACUGAAAGAGAGGAAGGCAGACGGCUGCUGGAGCAAACUCUGCUGUCCUUUAUGACCUCACAAAAGUUCAGCCGCAGAAGCUCUGGUGCCUAGCUGGCCGCCAUCCCAUCAUAUUCCAGGCAUCGUCACCCGGCGUCCUCCCGCCAUGGAGUCGGCCCAAGUCCAGUCGGAAGGUGGCCUCAACGUCACCCUCACCAUCCGGCUCCUCAUGCACGGAAAAGAAGUGGGCAGCAUCAUUGGAAAGAAAGGGGAAACGGUGAAAAAAAUGCGCGAAGAGAGCGGCGCACGAAUUAACAUCUCGGAAGGCAACUGCCCAGAGAGGAUCGUCACCGUCACGGGACCGACGGACACCAUCUUCAAGGCCUUUGCCAUGAUUGCCUAUAAAUUUGAGGAGGACAUCAUCAACUCCAUGAGCAACAGCCCGGCCAUCAGCAAGCCGCCGGUCACCUUGAGGCUGGUGGUGCCGGCCAGCCAGUGCGGCUCUCUCAUCGGCAAAGGAGGCUCCAAAAUCAAAGAAAUGCGAGAGUCCACAGGGGCGCAGGUUCAGGUGGCCGGAGACAUGCUGCCCAACUCCACCGAGCGCGCCGUGACAAUCUCCGGGACCCCCGAAGCCAUCAUCCAGUGUGUCAAACAGAUUUGUGUCGUCAUGCUGGAGUCGCCGCCCAAAGGGGCCACGAUUCCUUAUCGCCCGAAGCCCGCUUCCACCCCUGUCAUUUUUUCCGGGGGCCAGGCCUACACAAUUCAGGGACAAUAUGCCAUUCCACAUCCAGAUCAGCUGACCAAGCUCCACCAGCUGGCUAUGCAGCAAACCCCCUUUACCCCCCUCGGACAGACCACCCCCGCUUUCCCCGGUUUGGAAGCGAGUCCACCGGCCAGCACCCAUGAGCUCACCAUUCCUAAUGACCUCAUAGGCUGCAUCAUCGGACGUCAAGGCACCAAAAUCAACGAAAUCCGCCAAAUGUCGGGAGCUCAGAUCAAAAUCGCCAACGCCAUCGAAGGCUCGACCGAGCGGCAGAUCACCAUCACCGGGACGCCCGCCAACAUCAGUCUGGCUCAGUAUCUCAUCAAUGCCAGGUUCAGGGACGUGGCCGCCAUGUGGAAUGAGCCCUCGGCAAUGACAACUUCUUGAAGUGGCUGGCGGGUUUUCAGACAAGCCCCGCCCCCCCCAAUUCCCACAACAAAUAUUCCCCCCUUCCUGUGGCACACUUGUAUUUGGAGUAUUUUAUUUGCUGUUAUUCUAUAGGCAACAUGACACUUAAGGAGCUCUCCUAGAUUUAUUGACUAAACUAUUCUUGGUAUAUGUUUGAAAAAUUCAAAUGGAUGUUUGUUCCUUUUUGCUCAUGUGCAACCUUUGAAGUUGUCGGCAAUCUACUCAUCAAUUCUGUGCGCAAUGUUUUAUUCUUCCAAUCCGGUUGAAGAGCGAAAACAAAGUGGACUUUUAAAGCAAUAAUAUUCAUGGGUCGAUUUGACCCGGAGCAUGGUUCAUCAGAAUCAAAACAAUCCAAAUGAACAUUGUGUAGAUGUGAUGAUCAAGUCCAAAUGUGAGUGUGUGAAUUUCAUCAGUCGUAAAGCAUUAGCAGCCUAAUAUAAGCCGAACGUUAACAACAAAUCAUCCUAAUCAUCAUGCGCGUAACAAGCAACUCUGAUAUUUUCUUGUCACACUUUUUUUUGUUUUUGUUUUGUUUUUUGUUUUGUACUGUCCUAGGUUGACAUCGGAAGUCACCGGAAUGGCCACUCUCUAAUUUGUAGCCAUCUUCUCUCUGUGAGCCACCUUGAGAUCAUGCCCUUGAUUUAUCUAUCCUCCAUCGUCUCCAUGUUGACGCUCAACUUUUGCUGUAAAUCCACUUUGAGACGCUUCUGCAACCACUUUGCUUUGCUUUUCGACUUCACUUUCCUUGCGCUGAGAUCGAGAGGCCUUUUUUUGUGCAGCAACCCAAAAGAACUUUCUCGGCACUGUGGGAAUUUUUCAAAUGACAAUUCCAGGGGCACCUUGCCAUGCACAAGUUGUGGUGAUUCUUCUGUUAUCUUCUCUAUGAAUUGCUACACCCAAAAUGUUCAGUCUGCAUGUUUAGCCAGUCAAACGAUGUACAUUUUUGUUUGAUAUGUUUAGUAGUAUCAUUAUUUAUUGUCCAUUUUUUACAAUUGUAAACCUUAUAUGCCAACAAAAGCCAUUUAACAUUGCUAGAAUUUGAUCUAGUGUCAAAAGACAGAAUUUGUGGGUGUUUGUAUACAUUUUCUUCAUUUUUGUAUUUGACAAUCCGUUUGGAAGCAAAAAUGAAAUUGCAGCUGACGCAAGACUUCUAUGCAAGACUCUGGCAAACAAAUUUGAGCAUCUUCAUCCCGAUUGCGAUAUCCCAUCCCAUCUAUCACAGCCGACUCGCUUCCGAGCCCAAAAAGUCACAAUCAUGCCACUUGGACCACGCCACACAGUGGUGUAAAUCCAGUCUCAAUUCUACGCCAAGAAAUCAAAUGAUGCCUAUCGCAAUGAUGUCAUUGCAGCUUUGACUCAAGUCAUUUGUCGUAUUGGCGUUCCAAUCCUGUAGGGGGAAGCCUACCAAUUCAUCUGUUUUAUGAAAUCUUUUUGUCGCUCAUUUGUCGUAUUGGCAUUCCAAUCGUGUAGGUGGGAAAGUCGUAAAUAUUUGUUUGUGCGCAUUGUAGAGGCGACGCUCGAAUCAGCGCGACAAACAGACAAAAGGCAUUUUUUAUGGUCUUUGAGCGAAAGGUGAGAUGGUUAGCGGUGCUGAAGCAUCACCUUGGCAACCCUUUUCCAGCCAACGCAUUCAGGUCAAGAUCUCCGGGGACUAGAAUAGGACAGCGAUACAAUGAGCAUCUUGCCUUCCCCCACUCCACUCCCAAAUCGUAACCUUCCAAUGUUUGCUAAAGAUCACCAUUGAAAGGUGGAGACAAGGUGCAAAAUGCCGCACGUCGAGGCGGGGCAUCCCGGUCAAGUGGGAGAUGGUCUCGGGAAGAAUUGCUCCCGGCACAGGACGUCAUUUUCAAAGUCAUUCGCUGUCAUCGAUGUCGUGAUGGAACUGCGUUGUUGGUUUUGCGCAAAACGUCCAGACGAAGCUUCUUUCGAGCUAAAUGUGGGAAGACCAACAAGUCCAGCGCAAGAGCAAAGCGCAGCCAAUAAAGUCGGAGCCAUCAUUUCAUUUUGUGGACGAAGCCUCCCCUCGACUCUCAGGGAUCGGAAGAAUCGCAACGGCGCUGUUGUGGUUGUCUUGAAGACUUUUCUCCUCACAUCUGAGCAGGCUUCAUCAGUUGGCGCUUGCUCAGUUUUGAUUUUAAAGCUGACGUCUGUUCUCCUGAGAGCCACCCGCUCUUGUGUUUUUCAAAUCUCAUACUUUGCAAAGAUCUCCGUUGUCUUCAUGUUGUUCUUGUUUUGUAAAAAGAAAAUAAAGUUGGAGUCGUCUUUGCCCCCCCC